This is a messenger RNA of Micromonas commoda, 879 nucleotides long. RefSeq lists its product with no specific name. The coding region runs from base 1 to 879 and encodes 292 amino acids. Gene Ontology annotation, molecular function: calcium ion binding. The transcript has a single exon. Gene Ontology annotation, cellular component: extrinsic component of membrane; photosystem II oxygen evolving complex; photosystem II. Gene Ontology annotation, biological process: photosynthesis. The record is from RefSeq and is a predicted model, not a curated record. NCBI's taxonomy places the organism in Eukaryota, Viridiplantae, Chlorophyta, Mamiellophyceae, Mamiellales, Mamiellaceae.
AUGUCGGUCGUCUGCCACCGAGGCACCGGCCUCACCGCGCGCGCGGCACCCCGCGCGCCGCCGCGCCGCGUCGCCCGCCCCGCGAUCGUCACCCGCGGGGCGGCCGUCGAUGGGGCGUCGUCGUCGUCGCAGGAUCAGCAGCCGCGAUCGCAGCAGCAUCGGCAGCAGCGUUCGCCCGGGUUGUUCGGGCGUCGCGCGCUCGGCGCGGGGGCGGCGCUCGUCGCGUCCACCCUCCUGGAGUCCACGGCGUUAGUACCCCCCGCGCGCGCGUUCACUCGCCCGCCCCCGGGGUACCGCCCGUUCAACGACACCAUCGACGGGUACAAGCUCUUCCGGCCGGAGGAUUGGAUCGAAGUCAAGGGAUCGGGCAACGACGUGUUCUUCCGGAACCCGUCGUCGGUGGAGGAGAACAUGUUCGUGUCCAUCUCGUCCCCGUCAUCCACCAAGUUCGCGUCGCCGAGGGAUCUCGGCACCCCCGACGAGGCGGCCCAAAAGAUCCUCGCGCAGUACCUCAACGAGUUCAUGUCGUCGAGGCUCGGCGUCCGCCGCGAGAGCUCCGUCGUGAGCGCCAGGGAACGGGAAGGAACGGACGUGGACGGCGAGCCGAUGCUCUUCUACGACGUGGAGCUGCGGAUCAAGUCGUACGCGGCUAAGAACCAGUACGGCCUGACGGAGGCGGACAGGCCGCAGUUUUUGGAGUGGGACCGGACGCUUUCGUCAACGUUGGGCGUCGCGAACAACCGGCUGUACGAGCUUCGGUUUCAGACCUCCGCUCUGGACGUCGACGAGGCGGAGUGGCGCGCGCGGUACGGGGUGAUCAAGGACUCGUUCAAGCCCUUCGACGUGGACCAGUCCAACCUGUCGUUCCCGCUGUUCUGA